Molecule: messenger RNA, 3082 nt
Organism: Cebus imitator (Panamanian white-faced capuchin)
Lineage: Eukaryota; Metazoa; Chordata; Mammalia; Primates; Cebidae
Gene: SRFBP1
Product: serum response factor binding protein 1
Exons: 9
Coding region: 367-1611 (414 amino acids)
Biological process (GO): maturation of SSU-rRNA
Cellular component (GO): nucleus; 90S preribosome
Source: RefSeq, a predicted model, not a curated record
UCCGAGCGUCAACGUUUCUUUUUCCCGGGCGGCAGCUAGAGCAGACGGCGGAUGAGUUUUGGGCCUGAGAGGCCCCCGUUGAGAGGCGUGGCAACUCAGCCGAGAUCUGACAGGCCCAGUUCACGUGCAGGCGGCGGCGGAUCAUAUUCCUCCAUUUACCAUGGCUCUGCCGGGAACUCUGAACCUCAAUAACGAGUCCAUUCUCAUCAGAUAUUUGUUCUCACCACCGUCACUUCCAUAUAGUGCUAAUGUCAACAAAAUACUAUUUCUACCACUUACCGCCUUCUGGUUUCUGCCUCUAUCUAACGAAGUAAUAUCAACCGAAGUCUUAAAGUAAGCUGGAAACGUAAGGAUCGAGUUGUGAAGAUGAGAAAAGAAGUGAAGAGAAUUCGAGUUUUGGUUAUCCGAAAACUUGUCAGGAGUGUUGGCAGACUGAAGUCAAAAAAGGGUACUGAAGAUGCACUGUUAAAAAACCAAAGACGGGCACAACGAUUGCUUGAAGAAAUCCAUGCUAUGAAGGAAUUGAAACCUGAUAUAGUAACUAAAUCUGCUCUUGGUGAUGAUAUCAACUUUGAAGAAAUCUGCAAAAAGCCAGAUUCUACUGCAACUGAAAGAGCAAUUGCCAGACUAGCAGUACAUCCUCUUCUGAAGAAAAAGAUAGAUGUCCUAAAAGCUGCUGUCCAAGCCUUUAAGGAUGCAAGACAAAAUGUUGCUGAAGUUGAGUCAUCAAAGAAUGCUUCAGAGGACAUUCAUUCUAAGAAUACUUUGUAUAUAAAUGAUAAUGGAAAUAACUCACAGCAUGAAGGAAUUAUUAUCAGUGAGCAAAAAGUGAAAGAAACCAAAAUACUGGCAAAGAAACCAACACAUAAUUCAAAAGAAAAAAUAACCAAGGUAGAACAUAGAGCUAAAGCUGUGACUAUUCUAAAUUCUCCAUCAAAGCCUUCAGAAAAGGAUUCUGUAGUUUCCCGAGAGUCCCGGAAGACACCUGCUGACCCAAAACUGAAAACACUAAGUCAAACCAAAAAAAACAAAGGAUCUGAUAGCUCACUCUGUGGUAACAGUGAUGGCGGAGAAGAAUCAUGUGAAGAGGAGAAGGAGUAUUUUGAUGAUAGCACAGAAGAAAGAUUUUACAAACAGUCUUCCAUGUCUGAAGAUAGUGAUAGUGGUGACGACUUUUUCAUUGGUAAAGUCAGACGGACACGAAAGAAGGAAAGUAGUUGUCAUUCUUCAGUUAAGGAACAAAAACCACUUGAAAAAGCAUUACUUAAAGAAUAUACAGGUGAAACUCAAGGGGAUACAAGAAAUGACACAACCAAGCCAGAUACGGAAACCAGAAAGUUGGAAUCAGUGUUUUUCCACUCUUUAUCUGGAUCUAAAAGCUCUAGAAGAAAUUACAAAGAACAGGCUCCAAAAACCAGAUCCAUAGAUUUUCCACAGAAUGAACCUCAGAUCAAGAAUCAUUUUAAUAAGAAACUACAAAGAAAACUUGAAAAUACGAAACAGCAAUUGCCGCUGCCUCUUCAUCCUUCAUGGGAAGCAAGCAGAAGGCGAAAAGAACAGCAGUCUAACAUUGCUGUGUUUCAGGGGAAGAAAAUUACAUUUGAUGAUUGAUUAGUGCCUCUUCUGUGAAUUUUUCCAUCUUAAAAAAAAAAAAAAAAAAAUUUAAGAUAGGGUUUCACUCUGUUGCCCAGGCCAGAGUACAGUAGUACAGUCACAGCUCACUGCAGCCUCAAACUCCUGGCAUCAAGUGAUCCUCCUACCUCUGCCUCCCAAAGGGCUGAGACUGCAGGUGAAUGCACCACCAUGCCUGGCUUCAUCGGCCCCUGCCCUGCAGCUAUUACUUAAACUCAUAUUUGAAUAAGUCUCUUGGGAGGAAUUAUAGAAUGUUUUUGUAUUUCCUUUUUUAAGUUAAAUUCAAGUUAUGUUUACAUAGACCUUUCACAAAUCCAAUAUGUACUUAAGUUGAUUUUUAAUAAUAUCCCUCAGACUGUUUCCCUUAUUCAGUAAUUUGGGGAUUAUAGUGGUCUCAUAUUUUCUCAUUAGUGCUUAUCAUGACAUGCGCUUUACUGGUUCAGCUCUGUUGUGUCCUUAAAAAUAAAUGUCAAUAUGUAUUUUUAAAUAAUAAUGGAAACAGGAAAUCAUAGCUGUUUAAACCAGAUCACCCUUGUUAAAAAUCAUUCUUGUUAGCAAACUAGUAACUUUUAUUAUGGAUGUACAGAUAAUUAAAUAAAUUAAUUUUAUUAUACUUUCAAGUACUUAUGAUCAUGUACUUUUUGAUUCUAAAAUAGUUGUCUAGAACAAUUUGGGGAUUCUUAAUUAUAUUUUAGUUACUUAAGUAAAUUAUUUAAAUGUAGCAAUACAACCAAUAAUUUGUUUUAUGUUUCACUGCAUAUAAAUAUUUUCAUUGAAUCAAGAAUAUUAUCUAGUUAUUUGACUAUAUAGUCUUAUUUCAAAAUUUUUGAGGAAUCAUAGAUUCUAAUUCUCAACAAAUUCUGAAGGUGGUAGGAUUAAAAAGAACAUUUUCACUGAUGCUAAGCCAAGAACUAUAAGAUGACUCACUGAGGAAAGGACUGCAUUAUACAUCACAGUACUGCUAUUUAAAAGGAGAAUAGAAUUUUUUUAAUCCCUUCCAAUGUUUCACUUUUGCUGGGAAAAAUUUUAAGGUUCUUGAUAAACUUAAUAAUGCUAAUCUAUGUUUCUUGCACAUUAGUGCCUUUAAUGGCAGAGAAGGCCAUAUGGUUAACAUGUAUUCACAAACUCUCAAGAGUCAUUUCUACUUAUUUCAAGGACUUAGAUAACUCAGUUGGGUGUGGUAACUCAUGCCUGAAAUCUCAGUACUUUGGGAGGCUAAGGCAGGCAGAUCGCUAGAGGCCAGGAGUUCAAGACCAGCCUGGCCAAUAUGGUGAAACCUCAUCUCUACUAAAAAUAUAAAAAAUUAGCCAGGUGUGGUGGUGAGCACCUGUAAUUUCAGCUACUCGGAAGGCUGAGGCAUGAGAAUCACUUGAACUUGGGAGGCAGAGAUUGCAGUGAGCCGAGAUCACACCAUUGCACUCCGGCCUGGAUGAUACAGUGAGACUCUGUC